[Torrubiella] hemipterigena is the source of this 2200-nucleotide messenger RNA. The record is from the annotation of a GenBank genome assembly. Lineage: Eukaryota; Fungi; Ascomycota; Sordariomycetes; Hypocreales; Clavicipitaceae.
UAGAGUAAUUCAUAAAUCCCAUAGUCUUCCGUUAACUAAAAUAGUAUUAUUAUCCUUUAUAUAAAAUACAUUCGUAAAUAAACCUUACGCAACGUCUUCCGUGGAACACCACUGACCUAACUAACUAGCGGCUGGGAUCGAACAAUUGUGGGGGGCCUACAGUGUGGAAACCUGGGGUAGCUCAACAAGCUGCAACAGAGUGCAACGGGCACGCCAAACGCUGCCAAACUUAAUACGGAGUAAAAAACCCCGCCAUAUUUCUCUUCAAACCACUGCUCUUUUACCGAUUCUGUGUUUUCCUACAUCUUUUUUCUUUCCGAACCAUCUCGCUACAAUCACACCAUGGGCCAUCUCGCUAGUCGUUCGUCGCGCGUCGCCAACGCCGCCUGCCCAGCCAGCGCCAUGCAGGCCUAGAACCGCUGUGAUGCCAACCUACAGCAAGGCGUGCAGCCUGCCCCUCGCCUUCAGCUUUUGAAUGGCGGACAUGCCUGUCGUCGUCUCUGCUUCUCCCCGCAUCUCUCUUCCCCUUGAUUCGCGCCGUCCUCACAUUGCCUGGCACCCCGAACACAGGCUAUCCGUCACUACCAUGCCUUCAUCGUCGAAACCGCGGGCUCUCACCGAUGCCGUAUCAGUCGCUUCAACAGGUGUCUCUAUGCCGUUGCUAGGCUUCGGUGUCUACCAAGUUCCCAAACCAACUUGCGUCGAUGUCUGUUUGGCUGCGCUCGCCGCUGGAUAUCGCCACAUCGACUCGGCCCAGGUCUACGAGAACGAAGCAGAAGUCGGUCAAGCUGUCAGUCAAGCUUCCGCCAAGCUUGGUAUUUCCAGAAAAGAUGUCUUUUUGACAACCAAGAUAAUGUCACAUAGCGACAAUGGCAGCCAAACCAUGUACGAGAGUGUCGCAAACAGCGUGUCCAAAAUUGGCGGCCGGAAAAAGGACGCAUAUGUUGAUUUAUUUCUUGUUCAUGCACCGGGCACAAGACAGUUUCGUGAAGACGCAUGGAAGGCGUUGGAGAAGCUCUAUGAGCAAGGAAGAGCCAAGACUAUUGGUGUCAGCAAUUUUACCGUUGAGGAUUUGGAAGAAAUGAAGGAAUAUGCCACAAUAUGGCCGCCGCACGUAAAUCAAAUCGAGCUGCACCCUUGGUGCCAAGAACGCGAAACUGUACAAUACUGUGAAAACCACCACAUUAUCCUGCAGGCAUAUAGCCCGUUAGACCAAGGGAAUCGCAAAAACGAUCCCGCAGUCGUCACCAUUGCCGAAAAGCACAAGAAGAGCCCCGCUCAGGUGCUCAUCCGAUAUAGCUUGCAAAAGGGUUGGAUUCCCUUACCCAAAAGUGUCAACCUAGACCGAAUCAAACAAAACACGGACGUUUAUGAUUUUGAAUUGGCCUCAGACGACAUGGCUGCUUUGGACAGUCUCGAGUCGUAGUGAAAUGGACAUUUCUUUUUUCGCAAAGAGCAAUAACAAAAAGUAUUAUAACAGUUAAUAUCCAAAACCAUUUGUUUAUUGGUAUAUAAAACAAAGUAACUCUCUGCUGGCAUAAAAUAUAACAAGCAAAUCUACAGUUAUGAGCUAGGUGUGCCGUUCUUGGCCCAGUCGCGCAGGUCGUUCUUCUUAAUCUUUCCAGUGCUGGUCUUGGGCAGAUCCUUGACAAUUUCGACUUCGCCAGGAACCAUGAAUCUGCUAAUAUUGCUAUUGUUCUUGGCCCACGAGAUAACGUCGGCUGGUUUGACACUCUUGCCAGGCUUGACCGUGAUGAAAGCCUUGGGAGUCUCUCCCCACUGCCUGCUCUUGAUAGCCACGACGCCGGCUUCGAGAAUGUCGGGGUGCUGCACGAGCAUACCCUCUAGCGCGACUGAAGAGAUAUUUUCACCGCCAGAAAUGAUAAUAUCCUUGGCACGAUCUAGAAUCUGGGCACUGCCAUCAGGAUGCCAGACAGCAAGAUCUCCAGAGUGAAGGCCGCCACCGGCAAAGAGCUUCUUUGUCGCUGCGGGGUCUUUGUAGUAUUCUUUGGCGCAGAUAUUUCCAAAGAACACAAUCUCGCCAAUUUCCUUUCCAUCCUUGACUACGUCGAUAAAGACAUCAUUAGGUUGGUCGGGCUUGAUGACUCGGAUGGGCAGACUGGUAAUGAAGCCGUGACCUUGACGCGCCAUCUUGGCAUACUUUUCGCUCGGUGGGAGCUUUUCCCACUCGGGCAUCGGG